GCGCGCACCCGCUGCUCGACACGCUGCGCCACAAGGCGGCACUGUUGCAGCAGCCGCGCCUCUCCAACAACGCCCACCACGUGCCCCAGGUGAUGCUGCCUCAGGACAUGGCGACCAUCCUGACGCUGGCGGCGAUGCAGGACCAGCAGAAGGCGGCGGCGGCUGCGGCGGCGGCAGCGGCGGCGGCCGUCGUCCCUCACCCCAGCGGCACGCCGCCCUCGCCCUACGUUCUCAUGGACCACUCGCCCAAGAACGGUGGAAGUCUCCUUCUGGGUCAUCGGAUGUCCCCACUAAGCCCCAGUAGAGAUGCAACAAGUAAUGGAAAGGCUGCCGUGCCUAUUGACUAUUCCCGAUAUGUUAAGCGCUUCUCAAGUGCAUUAGAAUGUGCCAAUGCUUACUGCAAAGAUCUCAAUUACAGGGAACAUUUCCAUUGCCUAGACUGCAAUUCCAGGGUGUUUGUGAAGAAAGAGGAAAUGAUAAGACAUUUCAAAUGGCACAAGAAACGUGACGAAUCUCUUCAACAUGGAUUUAUGAGAUACUCUCCAAUGGAUGAUUGCUCAGACAGAUACAGAGGGUGCAGCCACAAUCGCAAGCAAACUCACUACCAUUGCAUCAAGGAGGGCUGUGACAAAGUCUAUAUCAGUACAUCUGAUGUGCAGAUGCAUGCCAAUUAUCAUAGAAAAGAUUCUGCUAUUAUACAAGAGGGUUUCCAGAGGUUCCGUGCAACUGAAGAAUGUGGUGCUGUGUAUUGCACCUUCUUUGGACAGAGAACAACACACUUCCAUUGCAGGCGUGAUAACUGCAAAUACACUUUCAAAAAUAAAGCUGAUAUGGAGAAACACAAAACAUAUCAUAUAAAAGAUGAGCAACUGAGCAGAGAUGGUUUCAAAAAGUUUAUGAAGAAUGAAAACUGCCCAUUUGAGAGCUGUCGUUUCUCGAGGGUUUGCAACCAUAUUCACUGCAUUCGUGCAGGAUGUAACUAUGUGUUGCACUCCAGUGGACAGCUGUUCAGUCACAAGCGUAAACAUGAGCGCCAGGAUUCAGAAAUGGCUUACCGCAAAUUUAAGUUGGCACAAAGCAUGAUAAAAACAUUUAGUGAGGGUCAGCAGGCACAACAUCUUAGUCCAUCUUUCAUUCAUGCCUUCAGUGACCAGCUGACACAACCUUCUGAAUCACCUGUGGCCUCAAUUCAGACCUCUGUAAUACAGCAGGGACCAAGUUCAGUGACAGUUGACAGUGGUAUCUGUCAGGCGCAGGGUAAUGGUGAUACUGGUUCCAGUGAUAGUGGGAGAAUCACGCCAGUCUCUGUUGCUGCUACACCUCCAAGCAAAUACAGUAGCACACCAUCACAAGGUAUUGAAAGUACAGCAGGUUUGCCUUCAACUCCAGGACACUACAGUAUGUCCUCUCAGGAGCAAGCAAAUGCGAUGGAUCUUAGUAGUGAAUCUUUGUCCAGUCAGGGUACAUGGCCAAAUGAAGACUUCUGGCAAAAAUAUCUUGCACAUUAUGGUCCAAAUGAGAAAUGCAUCGGUGGUGGUCAGUGUGAAAAUAUUUUUAAAGAACAUUUCCACUGUGUUGCGGAAGGGUGUGAAAUGAGCUUCAGGUCAAUGGAAGGAGUCCGUGAACAUGCACGUAACCAUGAACAACAAGAGCAAGUUAGUGAAGCUUUCUAUAUUACUGUGGAAAGUGGAAAUGACUGUCAAUGUGAAGAAGAAUGCCCAUAUAAGGGCAAGGACAAACAUUACCACUGCACAUGGGACAAUUGCCGUGAAAUCAUUCUUCCAUCAGAUAAACCUUUCCGUCGGUUAGAUCAUUACAAAAUGCAUGAAUAUUCUCGCAAAUUAAGCCUGACGAAAGACCCUCUUACAAUGACACAUCUGGCUACAUCCAUUGAUGGCAUGUUCCGCAGAAAGAGAGGAAGGCCACCAAAAAACAGAGUCAUUGAGGUGUGGAAUGACUAUUUUCCCAUGGCUCCUGGCUCUGUGAUGGACUCACCACAAGCCAUUUUUACUAGCUUCAAGUUGCCAAAGCCAUCUACUACCCCUACAAUGCCAGGAUAUGGCACUCAGCAACCAAAUUUCACAGUAUUAACUGCUGAACAAGUCAAUGCAAAUAUUGCUACAUCUCCUAGCAGUCCAGAUGAGAGCUCAAAGAGUUCAACACCCAGGCUUGAUUUGCUGCAAGAAGGGUUCUUCUCAUAUGCUGAAGGGUCUCCCUGUCCUGAUGCCCUUUGUCCAUUCAAUACAAGGGCUCAGCAUUUUCAUUGCAGUCAACCCAGGUGCUUCUAUGUGACAGACCGUGAAGACAUUCUGAUAAUGCACUCCAAAGACUUUCAUGAUAACAUUGAUAUUAUGGAAGGUUUUCUAUUCUUUGACAGAACUGUGGACUGUCGCCUGCCUUCUUGCCAUAGCAACAGGGUCAACCGUCAUUUUCACUGUAUGAGACCUGGCUGUGGCUAUUCCUUCGUACGUUAUUCAACAAUGGCUGUACAUGAGAAGAAACACCGUUCUGAGGAAGCAGGGAAUGGGGAAGCAGAACCUGAAGGUACUCAGAAGAACAAUUGUGAGUCAUCUCUAUCUGUACAGAACCUAGUGAAGACCAGUGAAAGUGGUAUGUCACCAGUGCACAUAAAGUCGGAGGUUGUCAAUGAGAACACAGUCCCUGUGAACUGCAGCUCACCUGUAGAGCCAGCUGUGACACAGACAUCUGCUCUCACAGUGUCUUCUCCAGAAACAUCUUUGAACAGAACUACAGUGGUGAAGGCUUCUGGGACUUUUUACCCGCUCUCUGCGUUUUCGUGCGAGCCGGUUGCGGGUGCGGGGGGGAAGGGGGGUGUUCCGAAAUCAUCCUGGGGCACGUGUCCCUCGUCCCCUCCAGCAUCUGCAUCCGCCAGGACCGUCAGUGUGCCAGAUACUACAAAGGGUGAACCCUGCUUUGGAGCUGAUACAUCAGCGCAGCAGUCACUGACAAGACUUCUGCAGCAGCCACAGAUUAUGCAGGAAUCGCCACCUCGUCCUGACUGGAUGCUUCCAGAGCGGCAUGUACGUUACGGUCCUGAAAAAUCAUGUAGUCGGCCAUUCUGUAAGCUGAAAAGAAAGGAACACUAUCAUUGCAAUGCAUGCAAUCAGGCCUUUUCUGAACUGGAAAGACUUCGACCUCACAUAGCGAAGCACAGUUCGGGAGCACUAAGUCCCUCUGUCAUCAAGAAAGAAGUAGAAGACAACAACAAUGAAGAAAGUAGUGACUCGGGAAUCAAUUCAGCUGCAUGUUCUGGUGUUCCGGUAUCUGGCAGCAGUACAACUGGCAGCUAUGAGCAGGCCCAGAUCCUGGGACAUAGCAGUUCCAGUUCUGAGCAACCCCAGCCACAGGUCCCACAUCAGCUGCAACCACAGCCCCCAGCCCCUGCAGCGCCUCCUCCUCCACUGCAUGCACCAGUCUUCCCACCGCACUCAUCAGCUGCAGCUAGCUUCAAUGCAGCCAUGGCAGCAGCAGCUGCUGCAGGGCAGCAGUUUGCACUGAUAACAUCACAAGGACUGCCAUUCAUACAGCCUGGGUUACCUGCCAUAUAUUCAUCUCCUGCAGGUUUAAUGUUUGCUGCUCCUGUCCCGCCUCCUCCUGGGCUACACCCACAUCAUCAUCCCAACGGGUUGCUAGAACACCAUCCAAUGGUUGCAGAAUCUGAGCAGGCUAUGGCACUGGCAGCUGCCGCUGGCAUCAAGCGUUCUAUGUCACCACACAUUGGUCCUGGAGGGCACACACCUCUCGACAUGAGUCCAGAGGCGAAGAAGGCACGUGUUCAGAACACUAUGCGUAUACUUAAGGAUGAACCUGUCCCAGAUGGCUAUGUCAGAUUCAGGUUUAACGAAGACUGUAAAUACCCCCACUGUGGCUACCGAGAACACCAGACCCAUUUCCACUGCAUGAGAUCAGACUGUGGCUACAGUUUUUGUGACAAAACACGCUUUGUGCAACACACAGCGAGGCAUGAGCGCCUGGACACACUAAUGGGGGGAGAUUUUCAGCAGUUCCGGGCGAAUGUGGCUUGUGGGAGGCAAGAGUGUGUAUAUACAUCAACACUUGGUGCAAUGCAGAAUAAGGCAUCACACUUUCAUUGCCUGAAAUGUGAAUUUGUAUGUACUGACACAAAUAAAGUAGUGGCCCAUAGACGUCAGCACCAGAAACUUGACUCUAUUAUGGCAGCUGGCUUUGAGAAAUUUACCCCUUCGCAGCCGUGCAGCAUAGAAUCAUGUGCACAUUCAGGAAAGCAAACACACUAUCACUGUCUGAGUUGCCAGUAUGCUGUUCUUGGAUUGUCGCAGAUGUCUGCCCACAAAUACAGACACAUGGAAUGAUAUAGUGACACAGUUCUAAUGAUUUUUGUAGUGUAUGCCCAUCCUGGUAGAACAGGAUACCCAAUUCAUGGCAGUGAUGUUAUUAAAGGAAGAGAAAGUGUAAUUAGUGAUUUAUAAAAAUACAAUAUAUCAUAAAUGCAAAUAUGAUUGAUAUACUCAAAUACUGUAAGUAUUUACAGUGAGGAAUAAAAUCCCAGUCAAAAGGGGAGAUAUUCACAAUAAGCGUGAUUACUACAAGUGAGUUUUAAGACAACUUACUUUGUGUAAUGUGUACUGUCACAGCCACUACCUUUUUGUCUGUGGCUUCAAAAAGACUCCAGUAUUACUGUUCUGUGUUUGAACAUGAGAAACAUAAUGAUUUUUGUAUAUAAUGAAAUACAGUGCUAAACAUUUUUAAGUUUGUAAUGUUUAUUUAUAUAUUUGAUAACACCAAGACAUUACCAUUGUAACAGUACUUGUGUGACUGGAUAUCAGAAAGCAUUAAAUCAAAGUGAUUGUUAAUUAUUUAUGAAAAUCUACUGCAUUCAUUGCAAGUGUAUAUAUUUCAUGUUGAGAGAGAUAUGAGUGAAUGAGUUAUUGUGAUGUGUUAAGUUCAUAAGCAGAAGUCAUAUCAUAGCUCUAAGACAUUUAUUUUUUUGAAAUGAGACUGUGUUGUAAUCAAACAUUUGUGUAGCACAAACUAAAGUGUACAAUUAAUAUUUAUGAUAUGAAUGUGGCUUUGAUGCCAAAACAGAGACAUGAGUUACAAGAAAAUGGCUUACAAGCUUUCCUACAGCACCACUUAUAGGUGUGUACAUCUUAAGUGUAAUGUGUAUAAGUCUGUAUUAAAUAAAAGACAUCAGGAAAAGGCAACAGAAUGUGAAUAAGAAAUUGAAUCCACUGAUAAAUGAAUGGUUUAGUCAUAGUAAAAAUGAGCAUUAUUGCUCAUUUAUGUAUAUCUAGGGAUCAGAAAUACUUUGUAAAGACAAAUUCAUUUUCCAUUAUGUAGUAUUAUUAGCAGUUAUUUCAUUUGAAGUGGUAUUUGCCUUAUAUUUAGGUACAUAAUUAUGAUAUACACAUUAUUAUGACAGUGUAUUAAUAAAUAAUUUGUGCCUUUAGAAAAGACGUGUUGAGAUAUAACAAAACUGUAUCUAGUUUGGUAGAGUUUUUGGGUAGGUAGCAGUUGUGCCUUACAAGAUUCAAGAUGCCCCCUUUUCCAGGCCCUCUUCUGUAGUGCUUAUAUUUGUUCCAUGUAUUAAUCUCGUAUUCCAGAUGUAAUAUGUUUAUUAUACAGUAAUUGUACACAUAUGUUAGUCAUAUUUUUGUUGCUCAGAUGUGAAUAUGUAUUGUGAAUAGGUAAAUGUGAUUAUUCCAUAAAGAAAUUCUUGUAAGUAAACAUACAACAUUUAUACUGUGGCAUGGAUAAAUUAUAUGAGAUCACAUUUUAAAAAUGCUGGCCAACCUUCCAAAAAUAUAACAAUAAUAUAUUGACUGGAAUUAAAAAUUUUCUAAGAUAAAUCUAAUAGUACAAAAACUGUUUUAUAGAUGUUUUACUCUAAAUUUUAUAGUCCAAUUUUCUCUUUCAGAUAUGCAUUAAUGUGAAAGUGAAAGAAAAAAUAUUGAUUCACAAAUUUUAGUGCCUUAAAAUCUUUUAUCAAAAUAUGAUAUAAUUUUUCUAGUAUUAUAUGUAUAGAUGAUAGAUACAGUUUUGAAGACAGUAUUUGUUUAACGUUUUUAUAGUUUGGCACUCAGAGUGUCUGAAAUUAAAAAUUAGAGAUGUUUUUUUUUAAUUUUUUGGGGCCCGCCAGCAUACAAAUGUUCAGGCAGUGCUUAAUUUCAUGAGGUCAUGAAUAAAAAUUUGAGACUUGUCAUGUGUGUGAUACCUGAUUGGCUGUUAAAUUGCAGUCAUGGUUACUGCUGAUCAAUAACAAAAUAUAUAUAGCUAUUUAGAAUCGGAAUCAACAUAGGCUAUAAGCACAUUGACAAUGUUUGUUUCAGAAAUGUGAGAGGAAUUUUAUCUGAAAUCUAUAUCUGUUAAAAAAGUGAGUUGAUUUAUAAAACAAGAAGUUACAUUGGAAAUUUACCACAGUAAACAUUUACAACAAGCGUUAGCUGUGUGCCUUUUUCCAUAUUGGCUGUCAAAAUUGACCAACAUUUAUAAUCUCAAGUAUUAAGAAAAACAUGUGAACUUAAGUCUUCAAUGUAGAUGCAUUCCAACAUAAAUGUUUUCUUCUAAUAUCAGCCAUAUUUUGAUUUUGCCCAUAAUAAUUGUGUUUUGGGAAAUGAGAUUUUUUUUACCUGUGCCAUAUAAAUACAACAUUGAUGUGCAGAGUUUCCAUCAGUUACUCAUAAAAUGCCUAGUCUGCACUGUAUCUACUAUGUUUGUUUUAUAAUAAUUGUGGCUGCAUGUAGGAAAUAAGAAUAGUUAUGGAUAAUAUGUAAGUAAUAAUUUGAAAUGUGAGAAAAACCAAAUGAUUAUUCUUAAAAAAGAAAGUGUCUGUUGUACAAAGAUAUU
This is a messenger RNA of Schistocerca nitens (vagrant locust), 6846 nucleotides long. RefSeq names its product zinc finger protein castor homolog 1 (gene cas). Gene Ontology annotation, molecular function: DNA-binding transcription factor activity, RNA polymerase II-specific; RNA polymerase II transcription regulatory region sequence-specific DNA binding. The transcript is spliced from 22 exons. Gene Ontology annotation, biological process: regulation of neuron differentiation; positive regulation of transcription by RNA polymerase II. Lineage: Eukaryota; Metazoa; Arthropoda; Insecta; Orthoptera; Acrididae. Bases 93 to 4352 code for a protein of 1419 amino acids. Gene Ontology annotation, cellular component: nucleus. The record is from RefSeq and is a predicted model, not a curated record.